AUGUACAACGUUUACGUAACCAAUAAAUCCGAAAAUGUUGUCUAUGUGAGGUUGAAGUCUCAAGAACUUUCUUCUAUAAACCCAACGUUUCAUCAAGAAUUACACAAGCUGGUGAGAAGGGGCAGAGUGCCGGAUGAAUCCUACAUACAGACAUUCUUAGUACGAUAUGGUUUUAAGUUGAUUCCUUAUCGCGAGACACUGUCUUUUUCAACUGUGGCUUGUAGCGGUAGAGGUGUAACCCGCAUCUUGUACGCUUCUUUGUAUGCCCGGUCAGAAUUGUGGGCUAUGGAUGAAGAAGUCGAUUUCCUCAGAUUUGGAUGCCUGUUUGUCAGAAGUCAUUAUGUGUCGGUACUUAAAACUAGUUUUAGUUUUAAACAAGUUAACCCUGAGCCAGUUUGGAUUGGAGCAAAAAGCGGUGAUCCCGUUCCGACAAACAUCAUCAAAGCAUCCAGCGGUUUGGAAGCAGAGUAUUUUGGUCGGUUGACGAAUGGCGUGCCAUGUGGUGUGACUGUUACCGCAAAUAAUAAGUGCAGCAGGUGGAAUACAAGAGACGGGCCUCCUCGGAUAUCUGGUGAUAUCCUGCGAGAUACUGGCCAUCAACUAUAUCGAGUUAAAAUUGGUGAUCCCGUGCCUCCUAACGCUGUGAUUGUUGGCUUAAGUAGUUCUCUUGGGUCGCUCUACCUCGGGAGAGUUGGUGGUAAAGUGCCGUGCUCAGUCAGCGCGGUGGAUGGAAAAAUUAAACAUUUUCUCCGGGCUAACAACGUAGAACGAAAUGGAAGUGCGAGUGGUGAAAUCCUUGUUCUGACAAACGGCAUUGCUGCUUGA
Messenger RNA from Porites evermanni, 825 nucleotides. Lineage: Eukaryota; Metazoa; Cnidaria; Anthozoa; Scleractinia; Poritidae. The record is from the annotation of a GenBank genome assembly.